This is a messenger RNA of Chlamydomonas reinhardtii, 2398 nucleotides long. RefSeq lists its product as uncharacterized. The record is from RefSeq and is a predicted model, not a curated record. The transcript is spliced from 14 exons. Gene Ontology annotation, biological process: intracellular signal transduction; peptidyl-serine phosphorylation; protein autophosphorylation. Bases 197 to 1906 code for a protein of 569 amino acids. Gene Ontology annotation, cellular component: cytoplasm; nucleus. Lineage: Eukaryota; Viridiplantae; Chlorophyta; Chlorophyceae; Chlamydomonadales; Chlamydomonadaceae. Gene Ontology annotation, molecular function: calcium-dependent protein serine/threonine kinase activity; calcium/calmodulin-dependent protein kinase activity; ATP binding.
CCUCUCAUCCACGACAUCGGCAUACAAAGUAUAGCAGGCUUGCGGCACCAAGCCCGUUCACGAACGAAGGCACCAAAGCCACCGCGAGUGCUGCGCUCCGGUAUGUAAAAAAUUAUACAGCAGCUGCAUACACCAAUAAGCGUUACACGAUUCAACGUCUUUGUGCAUACAGUCAGCGUGUAGUGAAUUUGCAACCAUGGUCUCCUGCUUCUCUUGCGGCAGUGGAGAGCACAAAGACAUUACCGACCAGGCACUGGAUGAAGCACGCCGAGAACUGAAGAAGAACCGGGGCCGGAAGAUUGGGGACGUGUACCACUUUGGCCAGGUCCUGGGGAAGGGUGGCUUCGGCAAGGUGUACCUCGCCACGCACAAGCACACGAAGCACCAGUAUGCAGUGAAGCAGGUGGAGAAGCGGCCAGAGCGCUGGAUCCAGGAGGCCCUGCUGCUGGAGAUCGCGGUGCAGCGCCGCGCCUGUGCGGCCAUCCCGCAUGCCGUCAAGCUGGUGGAGGUGUACGAGGACGGCGCCGACACCUACCUGGUGCUGGAGCUGUGUCCGGGCGGGGAGGUGUUCGACCGCAUCAUUGAGCAGGGCAACUUCUGCGAGCGCGACGCGGCCGAGGUGAUGCGCGCGCUGCUGGGCUUCAUCGCGGCGCUGCACGGGCGGCUGGGCGUGGCGCACCGCGACAUCAAGCCCAUGAACCUGCUGCUGGCGUGCGAGCCGGACCAGCCCAUCACCGCAGCAGACGUCAGGCUGGCGGACUUUGGCCUGUCGGCUUUCUGCGAGGACGGCCAGCACUUCCACGAGACGUGCGGCACCAUCUACUUCCAGGCGCCAGAGGUGGUAGGCGACGCCAGCGGCCGUGUGCGGUACGACAAGGGUGCGGAUGUGUGGGCGGCGGGCGUGACGAUGUACGUGCUGCUGUGCGGCUGGGUGCCGUUCGGCGGGCGGUACGCGUUCAAGAGGUCGGAGGUGGAGCUGCGGAAGAUCAUACGCGCGGGCAAGUUCUGUUUCACGGGCCUGGUGUGGGAGGUGGUGUCGGACAGCGCCAAGGACCUCAUACGGCAGCUGCUAACGCCCGACCCGGCGCAGCGGCCCAGCGCCGCGCAGCUGCUGUCGCACCCCUGGUUCCACGAGGCCGCCAGCCUGCAGCGGCCGCUGGGCCAGCGCAUGAUCACCAACCUCAAGCAGUUCGCGGCGGCCUGCCGGUUGCAGAAGCUGGCGGCGCUGGUGGUGGCCAAGCGGGGCGGCGGCCUGGGCAACAAGCUCAACCCCGACGUGGCCAAGCUGAGGGAGGUGUUUGCGGAGCUUGACGCCAACGGCGACCGGCGCCUCACCUUUGACGAGCUCAAAGACGAGAUCCAGAAAGUGCGGGUCGCCAUGCGCGGCUCCACUGCGGGCACGGCCAAGGCGCUCGCCAAGUCCGGCGGCGCCAAGUCUGGCGCCACCGCCGCGGCCGGCGGCGGCGGCGGCCUGGACGAGCAGCAGCUGUGGAAGCUGUUCAUGGCGGCGGACUGUGACGGGGACGGCAAGCUGGACGUGAACGAGUUCGUGGCCGCCAUGAUGAACGCGGCGGGGGUGCAGCCGGACGAGAAGACCGCCGCCGAGGCCAUCUUCGAUGAGGUGGACGUGGACGGCGACGGCUUCCUGACUCCGGCCGAGGUGCAGCUGCUGCUGCCCGCCAGCCUCACACGCGACGAGGCGGCGGCCAUGGUGCAGCAGGCGGACAAGGACGCGGACGGCCGCGUCUCACGCAAGGAGCUGGAAGAGGCGCUGGUCGUGUCCAAGCACCACUCCAAGCGGGCGGCGGGGCUGCCCGAGGGAGAGGAGGAGGCGGACGACGGGGCUGGAGGCGCGGAUGGCGACGGCGAGGAGGCGGAGCAGGCUGGAAAGAACACAGUACCGUAGUACAGGCAUCAUAACCAUUUGGUUUGGUGGGUGUGUGAUAGGACAGGGUUCCCCGUGCCUCAUGGCCCCGGGUGGCGUCGCCGCCUGGUGUGGGGUCCCAAGGCGCAGCCCAAGUACGUAAGGAGGCAUGGGCCCUUCAGAGCGAGAGUUAGCAGGCGCCGUGCUGGCUGCCAGGGGAUCCCCUGCUGGCUGCAACACAGAAGCAAGCGUGCGAACGAAGACUGCCGGGAUUCGCCUUGUUCAUGGUUUCUGACCAUGCAAAAACGUGUUGGAUGGUGAGCGUGCUGCGUCGAGUCAGGGCUAGCAUAUGCGGGGUUAGGUGUCAGCGCGUGCGUGCUGUGAAGGCAAGGGUGCGCACAAGCUGGGACGACCGCCGACGGACACGGGUGACGCCCUGACGAAGCGCGUCGUCGCGGACACCAUUAAGCAUCCCAGUGAGGGAUGUGAACGUGUAUGGGGAGCACAAGGAGCUGCAUUGAAGCUGGCUCCGUU